AUGGAAGCGAAUAAGAAAUUGAAGAUUCUGUGACUGCAUGGGUAUUUUAAUAAUAAAGAAAUUUUGAAGAAGCAUGUGGAGUAUUAUCAGUUUAUUUUCAUAGAUUAUGUUGAAUUUCACUACUUGAAUGGACCAAUUAAAUUGGACUCUAGUCUUGCUAAUCCAAUGCUUUUGAAAAUGUUCAAUCCUCCUUUUUACUGUUGGACUACGACAGAAAAAAUGGAUACUGCUGAAGAAGAAGAUGAAAUAAGAAGCUCCUAUAAAUAUCUUUAUGAUUAUAUUGAAGAAAAUGGUCCUUUUGAUGGUUGUAUUUCAUUUUCCCAAGGAACCUAUUUCUCCAAACUAAUAAACAACACCAACUGGACAGACCUACCAUCCCUUACACACCCAUUCCGCUUCCAAAUCCUAGCUACCCCAAAAUACCCUCCAAACUUCUUCCUCAAAGACCUCUCCCUCCAGGCCCCAUCCCUCCCCACCCUCUACAUCUUCGACCCUUCCGACCCUUUCUCACCCACUUUCCCAAUCUCCCACUCCACAAACCCCUAUUCCACCACCAUACACCACAAAGGCCAUUCUCUUCCCAAAUUCACAGUAAAAUAUUUCAAAAUCUUCUUUAAUUUCCUAAAUUCCCAGUACAAGUCAAGAUUUCAGAACGGUAAAUUGGGUGAAGGGCUUUCAGAUUUUUGAGUUGAGUUUUGGAGUGAUUGAGGUGUAGGGGAAAUGGUGCUGGAUUUUGAAGUUACAGAAGAGUUUUGGAGAAAUUUAGAGAGAUGAAGGGGUAUGAUAAGUAAAGUUUAGAGAAGGAUUG
This is a messenger RNA of Moneuplotes crassus, 808 nucleotides long. The record is from the annotation of a GenBank genome assembly. Lineage: Eukaryota; Ciliophora; Spirotrichea; Euplotida; Euplotidae.